Anopheles marshallii is the source of this 2424-nucleotide messenger RNA. RefSeq names its product serine/threonine-protein kinase BRSK2 (gene sff). The coding region runs from base 1 to 2424 and encodes 807 amino acids. Gene Ontology annotation, molecular function: tau-protein kinase activity; protein serine/threonine kinase activity; ATP binding. The record is from RefSeq and is a predicted model, not a curated record. The transcript has 13 exons. Gene Ontology annotation, biological process: protein phosphorylation; microtubule cytoskeleton organization; intracellular signal transduction. Gene Ontology annotation, cellular component: cytoplasm. Lineage: Eukaryota; Metazoa; Arthropoda; Insecta; Diptera; Culicidae.
AUGAGUCGCGAAGUGCAGAAAGAAAAUGCAACACCCAGCACGGGUGGUACAACCGAGGGCCACCAGUACGUGGGCCCGUACCGGCUCGAGCGGACGCUCGGCAAGGGCCAGACCGGUCUGGUGAAGCUCGGUGUACACUGCGUACUCGGCAAGAAGGUGGCGAUCAAGAUUAUUAACCGGGAGAAGCUCAGCGAGUCGGUGCUGAUGAAAGUGGAGCGAGAAAUUGCCAUCAUGAAGCUAAUCGACCAUCCACACGUCCUCGGGCUAACGGAUGUGUACGAAAACAGAAAAUACCUAUAUCUCGUACUGGAGCACGUGUCCGGUGGUGAACUGUUUGACUAUCUCGUAAAGAAGGGCCGCCUAACGCCAAAGGAGGCGAGAAAGUUUUUCCGCCAGAUCAUCUCCGCCCUGGACUUUUGCCAUUCGCACUCGAUAUGCCACCGGGAUUUGAAGCCGGAAAAUCUGUUGCUGGACGACAAGAAUAACAUUAAGAUAGCAGAUUUUGGAAUGGCGUCACUGCAGCCGGCUGGCUCCAUGUUGGAAACAUCUUGCGGAUCGCCACACUACGCUUGUCCGGAGGUGAUUCGGGGCGAAAAGUAUGAUGGCCGCCGGGCGGAUGUGUGGUCCUGCGGAGUAAUACUGUACGCGCUGCUGGUCGGUGCACUACCGUUCGACGAUGAUAACCUGCGGCAGCUGUUGGAAAAGGUGAAACGAGGCGUGUUUCACAUACCACACUUUGUGCCGCCGGACUGCCAGAGUUUGCUGAAGGGCAUGAUAGAGGUGAACCCGGAAAAGCGGCUGACUUUGGCCGAAAUCAACAAACAUCCGUGGGUGACUGCCGGUGGGAAGGGUGAGCUGGAGCUGGAACUGCCCAUGAUGGAGGUAGUCCAGACGCACGUCAUCCCGAACGCGUCCUCCGUCGACACGGACGUGCUGAAUGCCAUCUGUUCGCUCGGUUGCUUCAAGGAGAAGGACAAAUUGAUACAGGAACUGCUUAGCCCACACCACAAUACGGAGAAGGUGAUUUACUUCCUGCUGCUGGACCGGAAACGACGGCGACCGGCAAUCGAGGACGAAGAGGACGUGCUGAGACCGCGCAACGACAUCAUCGAGAUCGCCGACCCGCCCCGGAAACGGCUCGAUACGUGCCGAAUCAAUGGCAGCAGCAGUCUUUCGUACGGACAGAUCAGUGAGGGUUCACCGCUAACCUCACGGCGGCAGACGUUCAACAACGGCCAUCGUAGUCACAGUGGCAGCACCAGCAGUGGCAGCCGUCGGUCACCGUCGUCGGUUCCACUGUCACGUAGCUCAUAUCAAAGUCCAACGCGCGGUGUCGUGGUCAACUCCUCGCAACCACUGAAUCAACUCCAUCCACCAUCAUCGCCGAAUGCCGCCUCGAACCGACACUCCAACUACUCGCCAAGAAGCAGCACCAAGUCGCAGGUCAUCGAUUCCUCCUCGCCGGUCCACCAUCGGGCAAACUCCGGUCCGGCCGUAACGGUUGGUCUGUUUUCGGAAACUGACUCCAACAACAUGACAUCAUCAAUCAAUGCCAUCCCGGGCUCGCCGAUACUGGGCAGUCCACAACAGCUGCAGGCCGUUACUACCGGCAGCCAGCUGUGGAAGACUCGACUGACGAACAUUAAGAAUAGUUUCCUAGGAAGUCCGAAGUUUCAUCGUAGAAAAAUGCAAAUAUCCACAGAAGAAGUGCAUCUUACUCCGGAGUCAUCGCCGGAGCUGACGAAAAAGUCUUGGUUCGGGAACCUGAUGACGACCGAAAAGGACGAAACGUUCACAGUAUUAGUGAAGGGCAAACCGCUAGCGACGGUUAAAGCUCACCUGAUCCAUGCCUUUCUAUCGAUGACUGAGCUAUCGCAUAGCGUCCUUUCGCCAAUGUCUUUCCGUGUGGAGUACAAGCGGGGUGGUACCGGGCCGACGAUGUUCCAGCGGCACGUCCGGAUACAGGUCGACAUCAAUACGAUCUGCAAGCAGGGUGACGUCGGUGACAUGCUGUUCGCCAUUACGUUUACGCUGAUCUCCGGCAAUAUACGCCGGUUCCGGCGAAUCUGUGAGCACAUACAGGCGCAGGUCUGCUCCAAGCGUUAUCCCGCGCUGAGUAGCCCGACGAACCAGCACAACAACAAGGUGGCAAACAGCGUGGCCGAAAGUAUAUCCUGUGGGUCCGAUUCUAGCGAUCGCAUCAACUACAACAAACACGAGUCUGACAUCGAGCAGGAAACGUUCUACGAUACGACCAGCAUUGGGAAGACGCGCCGAUCGUCGGCCACCUCGUCCAACAAGAACUCCGUAUCAUCGGAUGAAAUCGAAAUCAAAACCGUACGCUCGAGCUCGGAAUCCACGGAACGUGAGCGGGAACGCAGCACGGAACGGCCGGCGGCCAUGUCCGGUAGUGCGCUGGUAUGA